Molecule: messenger RNA, 3089 nt
Organism: Solea solea (common sole)
Lineage: Eukaryota; Metazoa; Chordata; Actinopteri; Pleuronectiformes; Soleidae
Product: zinc finger protein 436-like
Exons: 6
Coding region: 248-2410 (720 amino acids)
Biological process (GO): regulation of transcription by RNA polymerase II
Cellular component (GO): nucleus
Molecular function (GO): RNA polymerase II cis-regulatory region sequence-specific DNA binding; DNA-binding transcription activator activity, RNA polymerase II-specific
Source: RefSeq, a predicted model, not a curated record
CGCUGGGAUAGUCGAAACAGUUCACAGGACGAAUCGAGAGAUUUACUAAUGUUUUUAAUCUAUAUUUCUAAUUCGCUGGGUUUUAUUUUCAUUAAAGCGUCCUAAAGGCGAUAAAAAUGUCCAGAAUUAUACUUUUUUUCCGAGUGACGUCACGCUGUGUACGUGCACACUACUGAAGCGCGUUCUCGUUGUGUCUCGUGAAUGGCGUUAUGUCGAGUGCUGCUCAGUUUUCCCUGAUCCGUUUAAGAUGCCCACUCAAACCGAGUGCCACGUUUUCCACGAGAACACCACAGGUGCCGGUGAGUCGUGUCAGCACUGUGGAGCCGAGCGAGCCGUCAAACAAACACUGGAGAAUCAUAAAGAACAAAGGGCCCAAGAAAAAAACAGCGGCAUCAACAAAUUAUACGAUGCAACAAAUCUACUGCUCCACAAGUGGAAUCUUUUAGAGCGGCAUCCAGUCCUCCUCCUGGGCGAAAGAACCACGGACAGUUUUCAAGCAGAAGUCUUCUGUCCGUGGGAAACGGAUGCAGGAGACGCGAAAGACGCCUUGGAUACUUUAAAGAUGAUUUAUGAAAGUGUCCUCAAUGAGCUUCCACAGCAGCAUGUCUGUAAAGAGGAGGAGGUUCUCACAGAGCAGCAGCUCUGGAACCAGGAGAGGAACUCCAGUCUGGACCAAGAGGAACCAGAGUCAGGACAGAUUAAAGAGGAGUGGGAGGAAAUCUGCACCAGUCAUGAGGGAGAACAGCUUGAAGUCAAGCACGAGGCUGAUACAUUCAUGUUGACUCCUGAUAAUGAGGAUAGUGACCACAUGGAACCAGUAGCUGAGAGUCAAGAUCACACAGGAAGUGACCAUGUGGAGAAAAACAUCACUGAACAUGAGGAAGAUGUGGAUUUUCAGCACAGACUGUUCAAUAUAAAGUGGAGCCCUUUAUUAAAGUUACACAGGACAGUAUCGGCUCAGCUCGCUUGGAUCCUCGUCAGAGCAGAGCUUCCACAGCAGCAUGUCUGUAAAGAAGAGGAGGUUCUCACUGAGAAGCAGCUCUGGAACCAGGAGAGGAACUCCAGUCUGGACCAAGAGGAACCAGAGUCGCUUAAAGAGGAGCAGGAGGAAAUCUGCACCAGUCAUGUGGGAGAACAGCUAGAACUAAAGCAGGAGGCUGAUAUAAUAAUUUUGACUCUGGAUAAUGUGGGAAGUGAUCGCAUGGAACCAGAACCAGACAGUGACCAACCGCUCCUCUCCCACAGCUCUCCUGUAGCUGAGAGGCAAGAUCACACAGGAAGUAACCACGUCGACUCUGUGUCGAAGCCACAUAAGACACGUCACAAAAGGAAAAGUCGCGGCAAUAAAGUGGACAACGUGUCAAAGAUUGAGACUGAAACUCAAACGGUUAAAAAGUCCUUUAAAUGUGACACUUGUGGGAAAAAAUAUGCACAUAAGUGUGCAUUAAAUUUACACCAGAAAGUCCACACAGAAAAGAAAGAAUUUUCUUGCAACACAUGUGGCAAAUGCUAUACAAACAAAGGUGUUUUGUUGAUUCACACGAGGACUCACACCGGCGAGAAACCCUACUCGUGUGAAACAUGUGGAAAGACUUUCAGGCAAAAUUCGCAUUUAAUAGCCCACAAAAUAACUCACACGGGCGACAAGUCAUACGCGUGUGAAACAUGCGGAAAGUGUUUUGGAGAAAAACAGACUUUGAUCGUCCACAAAAGAACUCACACUGGCGAGAAGCCGCACAUCUGCAACAUUUGCAAGAGUGGCUUUGCACGCAAAGAUGCCUUGAUGGUCCACACGAGAACUCACACCGGCGAGAAGCCGUACUCCUGUGAAACGUGUGGAAAGAAUUUCCAACGGAGGUGGCAUUUAAAAACCCACGAAACGACUCACACGGGGGAGAAGCCUUACAUCUGCAACAUUUGUAACACUGACUUUGGGCGCAAGCAUACGCUAAUGAUCCACAUGAGAACGCACACGGGCGAGAAACCGUAUUCCUGUGAAACCUGCGGGAAGUGUUUUCGACAUCAGCCCACUCUGAUAAUGCACAAGAAAACUCACACGGGCGAGAAGCCGCAUUGCUGUGAAACGUGUGGAAAGUGUUUUCAGCAUCAGCCGAAUUUGAUAAUGCACCAAAAGACUCACACGGACGAGAAACCUCAUUCCUGCGAAACGUGUGGGAAGUGUUUUCGACAGAAAUCGCACCUGAAACUCCACAAAAGAACUCACACGGGCGAGAAGCCACAUUCCUGUGAAACAUGCGGGAAGUGUUUUGGGCAACGGACGACUUUGGUGAAGCACAACAGAACUCACACGGGUGAAAAGCCGUACGUUUGCAGCAUCUGUAAGAAUUGCUUUGGGUAUAAACGAACCUUAAAGGUCCACAUGAGAACUCACGCAGGCGAGAAGCCAUGAGCCAACUCAUGUGGUGACGGGUCAACUUCUUAAAAAAGCGUUUGUGUAUCUCACCUUUUGCAACUCAUGAAAAGCUUUAUACGUGUAACACCUCAGGGUAAACACUAAAGCUGCCAGCUCUUAUACACGGAACGCCAAGGAGAAGAAGUGGGUUUUUAGCUGAGGUUUAAAAAAAAAGUGUAAUAGUAAUUACUUGUUCCACAAUUUAGCACUUUCAAAGGCUCCGUCUCCCUAGUGAUUUGAGCUCGACCUAGGUACUACAAUAAAAGAUCUUUCUGCAGACCUCGGUGAUUGGGACGGUAAGGAUUUAAAAGAUCACUGAGGUAAGUAUUUAAAUCAAUGUUAAGUAUAUAUGGCUUAUUUCUUGUAGUGCUGUUUUUGCAGUGAGUGCAAAGCGUCUUAGCGAAAAUCUUUGCGUCAGCGGCUAUUUUAUCUACAAAGUUUUGGAUUUAUCAUAAUUAAUUUAUAUCAGAUGUCGUGUAUGAACAAUUUCACUCACCUUCUAGAAUGUAUUUUAGAGAAAAAUUCAAUCACAAAUAUUAUCUCGAUGUUUCAGAUGAACUGUCAUGUAUGUAUAUUUCCGAAAAAUCCACAGAUGCUCCAACUGUCUGAAAAGCACUUACCUUUAACGAUGAGGAAAUACUGAGCAGCACCAAAAAAAUUAAAUCCAUGCUUCUCC